UUGUGAAAUUCAAGAGUGCAUUUUAAAAAUUAAAAGAAUUUUCAUAAGAAUCUUAUAUAAUUUGUAAUUCUAUGUGAAAAAUUAAAAUUUCCAAUCGAUAGUUUGUUUUUUUCUACACGAAAAUUGAUUAAUCAUGUGUAUAACUUCUAAAAGAAGUUUCCAUUAAUUGCCGCUCCUAUUAUCACUUUUGAUUUUGAAAUAAAGAAAAUUGUCAGAAAAAGGAUUUCAACUACAACACAUCACUGAAAUUUCCUGCAUCACUUAUACAUAAUUUUAUUUUCAAAAAUAAUAAAAAUUUAAAAGUGAAAUUUUAAUUCAAAAAUUUACGAGAAUAAAUUAAAUUUUUUGGUCCGAUGUCAUUAUAAAUGUCAAAGUUGAAAAUUUACAUUAAAUGAUACGUAUGUAUAUGUAUAUAACAGUUAAAAUACAGGCUAUAUAAAAAAGAGGAGGAAAAAAUUAUAUAAUUAUAAAAAUAUAUUAAUAUUAAAGAAAUCAGAGCUGUAAAUUAUGGCAUUAAUUAAAUCAAAAUCAAUUCUAUUUAAAUCAAAAUCAAUUAUUGUCAAUCGAUUUAUCCUGCCAACAACAAAUUAUUUUUCAACAAGUACAAAUAGUAAUACAGAAAUUAAAGAAAAUUCUCAACAAAAUUCAACAAUAACAACAUCACAUUCAUCUAAUAAUGCACGAAAUGUGAAUUAUGCAGAGACACUUAAAAAUUUUAAGAAUGCACUCUCUGGAAUCGCUCGACAAGUUAAAAGUGGCGGAAGUCCUGGAGAACAUAAUCGUGAUGAAAGAUUAAUUAUUGAAACUAUUGAUGGUCGAAGUGGAGAAUAUGUAAACGUAUUCCUCUAUCAUAAACGAUUUUAUUCAGUGAGGCCUCAUCGUGAAAAAGAACAGAAAGAUGCUGAAGAUUUACUCUUUGAUAUGUUCAAAAGUGAUAAGACAACCAAUGGUGAUGUUAUUCCAAUGGGAAAAUUUUUAGCAGCUUUAAAAGCAUGCGGAAUUCGUAAAACUGAUCCAAGAAUGCGAGAAAUGAUGGAAAAUCUAAAAAAAGUUCAUAAAUUAUCAAAUUAUGAAGGAAGCUCUGCAGAAACACAAAAAUUAAAUCGCGAAACCUUUAAAGCAGUAAUCUCAAAAAAUAUAGUUUUGGUUGCAAGAGCAUUCCGUCAUCAAUUUGUUAUACCAGAUUUUCAAAGUUUUUGUCAUGAUAUUGAAGAUAUCUAUUGGAAAUGUAAAAAUAAUACAGAAGGUAAAGUUGCAGCAUAUAUACCGCAAUUGGCAAGAGUUAAUCCGGAACUAUUUGGUGUCAGUAUAUGUACUAUUGACGGGCAACGUUAUUCAAUUGGUGACAUUGAUAUACCAUUUACUGUACAGAGUUGCAGUAAACCAUUAACAUAUGCGAUUGCUUUAGAACAUUUAGGACCUGAUGUUGUUCAUUCAUAUGUUGGACAAGAACCAAGUGGUCGUAUGUUCAAUGAAUUGAUUUUAGAUUAUAAUAAGAAACCCCAUAAUCCAAUGAUUAAUGCUGGAGCAAUAUUAACAUGUUCUCUUUUACAAACUUUAAUUAAACCAGAAAUGAAUUUAGCAGAAAAAUUUGAUUUCACUCAACAAUGGUUUAAAAAUAUGGCUGGUGGCGAAUAUGUUGGUUUUAAUAAUGCUGUAUUUUUAUCAGAACGUGAAGCUGCUGACAGAAAUUAUGCUCUUGGCUUUUAUAUGAGGGAACAUAAUUGUUAUCCUGAAAAAGCAAACUUGAAAGAAAUAUUAGAUUUUUAUUUCCAAUGUUGUUCAAUGGAAGCAACUUGUGAAACAAUGUCUGUUAUAGCUGCAACAUUAGCUAACGGAGGAAUUUGUCCGAUAACCGAAGAAAAAAUUUUAAAACCAAAUGUUGUUCGAGAUGUUUUAUCAAUAAUGCAUUCAUGUGGUACAUAUGAUUAUUCAGGUCAAUUCGCUUUUAAAGUUGGUUUACCAGCCAAAUCAGGUGUUUGUGGUGGUAUGAUGGUAGUUGUUCCGAAUGUUAUGGGUAUUUUUAUAUGGUCACCACCUUUAGAUCAAUUAGGUAACAGUUGUAGAGGAAUACAAUUUUGUGAAGAACUUGUUAAAGUUUUCAAUUUUCAUCGUUAUGAUAAUCUAAAGCAUGUAUCGGGUAAAAAAGAUCCCCGCAAGCAUCGGUAUGAAACAAAAGGUUUAUCAAUUGUAAAUUUGUUAUUUUCUGCUGCUAGCGGUGAUGUGACUGCAUUACGUCGACAUAAGUUAUCUGGAAUGGAUGUAACGUUAGCUGAUUACGAUGGACGUACUGCAUUACAUUUAGCUGCCUCUGAAGGUCACUUAGAUUGUGUUAAAUUUUUAUUAGAAAUUUGUCAUGUACCACAUAACUGUAAAGAUCGUUGGGGUAAUUCACCAAUGGAUGAAGCUGAAACAUUCGGACACACACGUAUUGUUGAAUAUAUUAAACAAUAUGAUGCAGAAAUUGGUGCAACUGAUGAUACAAAUAAAUCAGAAGUUGUUUCAAACACCCUAACAGCUAAUGAGGAGGUAAAAUCGAUUUCUGAUGAAACCGGCAGUACAACAUCUACUUUCGAAUAUGAUCGAAGCACAACUUCUAGUCCUAUUCCAGGUGAUACAGACGAACGAAAUAAACCAGGUUUAUAGUCAUCUGUUAAUUUAAAAAAUAAGAUUUUGAAAUUUUUUUUCAAAAAAUGAAAGUAUUUUUCUUUUUAGAGAUAUUCAUUAAUAUUAUUGAUUACAUUUUUAAUUAUAUUUUGAAUUAUAUUUUAAUGCUGUGCAUUUUAAUUUUAUAAAAGAAGAAAAAAUUCUUAUCAAAAUUAAUUUAAUUCAUAAUUAUUUUUUAAGUUUUAAAAAUUUUAGAAGUACAUACAUUAAUAUUUCUAUGUACACGUUGUAAUUUUAUACUGUUCCAAAUUGUAUAACAAAAGUAAAUUCCUUAAAACGAGACAAUAAUUACAUAUUUAGUUCUAAAAAUUAAGAAACAAAAAAUGUUAAUAAAUUGAAAAAUAUAAAGUUUGAAAAAAUUUAAAUAUAAAUUUUAUAAAAUUAAUGGUAAAAUUAAUUAUACGUACAUAUUGUUGUUAUAGUUAAUUACAGUAUCGAUAAAUUUAUUUUUUUCUGUUUAAUUGAUAUAUUCAUUAGAGAAAAAAAUAAUCAAAGGAAAAUAGUGUAAGACAAAUAUAUAUCUAGGAUGAAAAAUAUUAAGCUAAAUCCGAUAUUACAAAUUUUUCUUCUCAAUACACGCAUUUAUAAAACUAAAUUCAAUCACAAUCUUUAAUGAUAUUCAUAUAUCAUAUUUGACCAAAUUUUAAAAUUACCAACAUAUCUUUUAAUAGCAUUUGAAAAAAUCCAUUUUAAAAAGUGAGACUUUAAAUAGUUCACAGUCAUAAUGUAUAAUCUUCAUGUUAUUCUAAAUCAAUACCAUACGUAUAAUAAAUAAAUCAAAUUUUUAUUAUUUUAUAAGUUUAUGACAAUAAUAAUUUUAGUUAAAUUUAAAAUUAUGUUCUAGAAAAUCGAUUAAAACAAAACUUAAUCUUUAAAAAGCAUAAAAAAUAAUAAAAAAAACAAAAGUCAAUUAACAAAUAAUAUUGAAAAACAAAAAUAAUGAUUUAUAUAUGAAUAAAAAAUAUGCUGUUGCCAUUAACUCUGCUGUGCUGUUAAAAAAUUUUUACCAAAUAGUAAAAAUACUAUAUACACAUAUAAUUAUUAAAAUUGAUUAUAAUAUAAAUUUUAAUUCAUAUUACAUUUUGUUAAUAUUAAGUAUUUACUCAUUAUAAUAUAGUAAAUGUUGUAUUUUGAGUGAUAUUAUAUAAACUUAUAAAAUAAUUAUUUAAAUAAAACAAGGAAUUACAUAAUUAAGAGUUGAAACUUUAGCAAUAUUUAAAAAUAUAUAAUCAUACAUAUUUAUUGUAUAAAUGGUAUUUUUAAUUUCUUAUAUUUUAAUUAAAAUCUCAAUGUAUUAUUUGAUAUUUUUUCUAUACUAUAUAAUAAAAUACAUAAAUAUAUAUAUUUUUUUUUUUGUU
Messenger RNA from Condylostylus longicornis, 4025 nucleotides. RefSeq names its product glutaminase liver isoform, mitochondrial (gene GLS). NCBI's taxonomy places the organism in Eukaryota, Metazoa, Arthropoda, Insecta, Diptera, Dolichopodidae. The record is from RefSeq and is a predicted model, not a curated record. Bases 508 to 2646 code for a protein of 712 amino acids. The transcript has 12 exons. Gene Ontology annotation, biological process: L-glutamine catabolic process. Gene Ontology annotation, molecular function: protein binding; glutaminase activity.